This is a messenger RNA of Neurospora hispaniola, 2053 nucleotides long. RefSeq lists its product as uncharacterized. The transcript has 2 exons. NCBI's taxonomy places the organism in Eukaryota, Fungi, Ascomycota, Sordariomycetes, Sordariales, Sordariaceae. Bases 480 to 1820 code for a protein of 446 amino acids. The record is from RefSeq and is a predicted model, not a curated record.
CCAAUCUCGCCGUGUUUCAUUACCCUAUCCUACCGUUCACUUAUACAUGCACAAGAUCGAGUCUUGAAGUGUGGUGACGACUAGUUUCAGACAUGCCACGGCAGCAAUUCAAGAAGCAGAUACAUAUGUUUGUGUUAGCUGUCAAUCACCGUGCAGAUUUUCACUCCUGAAAGGGGAAACUCAGCUCCCAACAUUGUUCCCUACCUUCCCUGGACGCGUCAAGCCGCUCCUGUUGGUCGGAGAGGGUCCGAUCCUCCUCCACUUCCAGUAACCUAAACGGCCCGGACCUGCGUGGAAGCAAUCCUAUCUUUUUCUCGAACCAUCAAAUCCUUCACCAGCAACCGGGUUGAAGAAGACCAAACGCAACCAACGCUUUCGUAUUCACAAUCUGACAUCAAAGGGCAGUGCAAUUCUGUCCGGUCAAGAAAAAUCGUUCCACAUAUACAUACAUCUAAAUAAACCCAACCCAAACCGCCAACAUGGGUUUCCUCGGCGAGGGUUUCAUGUUCUCCAGUCGUUCAUCAAAGUCGAAAAGGCCAAAGCCUUCGCAUCGGUCCUCAUCCUCCAGGCAAAGUAGGGAACAAAUCGAACCCAAGGAACGAGACCGGGAGCUCAAGACACGAGAGAGAGAACGAGAACGGGAAUCCAGGGAACGAGAGCGAGAACUAGAACGUCAGCAAGAACGGGAGAGGGAUCGUGAACGGGAGCGGCCACCACCACCACCACCAAAGGCCCCCUUUUCUCCUCCAGAUGCCAGUAACAGCAGCGGGAAAAGACGGAGGCAGGAAAUGUACAGCAGGGAGAGUUAUAGAGCGGAUGAAAGGGCAGCAGUACCGAGAGGAGGACCUGACGGGAGGGAAGGAGCAGAAGGAGGAGCAGGAGGCCUAGUCGGCUUCUUAGCCUCUCUCCUCCUCGGCGACGACGAUGACCUUGACGGCAUGGGCUACGGAAGCGACUCCGACUCUGACAACCCGCGGCGCUCAUUUCCCAAGACUCCCAAGUCCCGUGGCGGGCAUGGGUAUGUCGAUUCAGACAUGUACGGCGACGAUGCACCUCCACGCGACUACUUUUCCCUUUCUCGAAGGACCAGCAGCCGACUGAUUGACCCUCUCGGCGGCGGCGGCGGUGGUGGUACCCCGCGCAGCAGUCACGGUGGCAGACCGGAAAAGCCUCCCAAACGGCCAUCGUUCUUUAAAUCCUUUUCCUCAUCAGGCAGGCGAAGUUCCUUUUUUGCCAAAUUCCGCCGAUCAUCGUCCUCCUCCUCCUCCUUCUACAAACGCUCUCCCCGCCCUCGCCUCAUCAAAAAGCUCCUGAAGAAACUCAAGCGUCUCCUCCGCGACCUGGCCUACUACGCCCAGCGACACCCGAUGAAAGUCUUUAUGCUUGCCAUUAUGCCGCUCAUCACCGGCGGCGCCCUGACGGGUUUACUCGCUAAACUGGGCAUCCGCCUCCCCAAAAUCGUUGACAGACUGCUGGCGCUAGCGGCCAAGUACUCUGCUGGCGACUCGCUGGGUGCCGUAGGGGAAGUGGCGAGGUUGGCGAGGGAUGGGAUUGGUCUUGGUGGUGGUUCCGGUGGUGGUUCCGGCGGCGUCGGUGGUGGUAGUAGGAGUGGCGGUGGCGCGGGGGCGGCAGCGGCAAUGAUGGGGGAUGCAUUAGCAAGAGGGUUUAACACGACUCAAGUUGAAAGAGGUCGGAGAGGAGACGGGUCGGUGUGGGAGAAGAGGACGAUGGAGAGAGAUGGGGUGUUCAAUGGGUCUGGAGGACCGGGGUUGAGUUGGCAGGAAGGGUUGAGGAGUGUUUUGAAGAUGUUAUCGGAAUAGGAUGGAGGAAGGCUGACUGACAAGGGUGGGCAUGUCUAAAUAUUUGGGUGUUUUUGGCGUUCCACGAGCCGGGCAGAAACGAUUUCCGGGGGGGUUAUGUUGUAUGUGGUACAUGAGGUACGAGACAUGGAUGGUUUGCGGCAUCUAUACUUACUUUCUUGCUUGGAACUUGGUUUGUGGUGGCCCUCGGCGGUUUUCAGCUGGUUACGGAGCAAUAUUGAGUCUUCUGCACC